Messenger RNA from Lucilia sericata (common green bottle fly), 867 nucleotides. RefSeq lists its product as uncharacterized. Bases 10 to 798 code for a protein of 262 amino acids. Lineage: Eukaryota; Metazoa; Arthropoda; Insecta; Diptera; Calliphoridae. The transcript is spliced from 2 exons. The record is from RefSeq and is a predicted model, not a curated record.
AUAAUAUAAAUGGUAGAGGGUGGAGUGACGAACAACAGAUUAAAGCCAACAUUCCAAUUGACAAUACGAAAAACUAUUAACAAAAAUAACACACAUCAAAUUCAAAACAAAAUGCGUACCUUCAUUGUUCUCUGUUUCGUGGCUGUAGCCUCUGCUAAUACAUUAGGUUACAACUACCAACCUUCUGCCGGUUUGUUCACUCCUAGUGGGUCUUAUGGUUCAUCAUCGAAUAGUGUUCCUUCCUACGCUCCUCAAGGAUACAACGCUGAAGCUUCCCAUGCUUCACCAUCGUACGCUCCUCAAGCAGAACUUGAAAAGGAAUUUUACACAUUCAGUGCUAAUGAUGAUGAUUUCAAUGAUCCUGCUGCAUCCAACCAACUUUCUAAUGCCGUCAAACAAGGUCUACGUGUUAUUUUCAUUAAGGGUCCAGAAAACCGUGGCUUGGAAAACGCUGCCCUUUCUUUAGCCAAACAAGCUUCUGGCCAAAAGACUGCCAUCUAUGUCCUCAACAAACAAGCUGAUAUCGGAAAUUUGGCCAACAAACUUAAUUCUGCCAACAAGAACAACAACAAUAAACCUGAAGUUCAUUUUGUCAAAUACCGUACUCCUGAGGAUGCUGCCAAUGCCCAAAAAGCCAUCCAAAGCCAAUACGAUUCUUUGGGUGGUCCUUCUCAUUCUCAUAAUGGUGGCGUUGCUCCUGUCUUGAACUUUGCUUCAAAGGCUCCAGUAUCAGCACCUGUACAUGCCGCAUCAGCCCCUAGUGGUUCAUAUUUGCCAGCUUCGAUUUUCCGCUCAUAAAGAGUUUAAGCUUUAUAUGAAGUAGAAUUAAGUGUUGUUAUUGUUGUUUAUUAUUUAAACAACAACAAC